CGAUUCAAACGUUUUAUUAUGACCCGGAAGUGAAACAUUUGAAUUGAACGUGCGUCUGUGUUUUCUGUAUGGUUUCACGACUACAGGGGCCGCUGGCUCCUCUCAUCUACGUACACAAUGGAGCCUCGUCAUGGGAUUGUGAAAGCUUUCCCCAAAGUUAAAAGAGCCAAAGUGCUUCAGGGAAAGGAUGCGCCCCCAUUAAAGAAGAAACCUGGCGAAUGUGUCGUCACAGAAAACACUUUCAGUGACGUCACAGUGUACCUUCUGCCUGCUGGAAUUGGAAAUGCCAGAUGCCAGAUCUUCCAAAAACAGAUCCAGCAGAAAGGAGGGAGGAUUGAGAGUUCACUGUGUCCAGGUGUCACUCACGUAGUUGUGGAUGACGGCAUGGACAGUGACCGGGCUCUGCGCUUGCUGAAAGUGGAUUGCAUGCCCUCUGGUGUCCAGCUCGUGAAAUGCACUUGGCUGAGCUUGUGCAUCAGUGAGAAGAACCUUGUGGAUGUGAACAGUUACAGCCUUUUACCCAAGAGGGACUCAGCAGCAAAGUGUGAGAAUACAAAAGAGGAAUCAACAAAAAUCAAACCUACUGCUGAAGCUACUGUAAAGCCAGUGACUCAUGAACCCAAGCAAGAGGAAACCUUGGAAACGAAAACUCUAGACAGCAAGGAAGACAUUCGUGGAGAAGAAGACGGUGUCUCUCAGAGUGACCUUGAAGCUCUCAUCACUGGCCAGCACCCCAAAGAGGAGGCUCCCAGCUCCACCCUAAACCCCGGUCCAGAUUCGGCUGCUGCUCAAAAACCACUCUCAGGGAAGUGGGUCUGUGCCCAGUCUUCUCAGUCCAAAAGUAAUAACUUCAACAAGCACAUCACAGACAAGCUUGAAGUACUGGCCAAAGCCUACACACAUCAGGGGGACAAGUGGAGGGCGCUUGGCUACUCCAAGGCUGUCAACGCUCUGAAGAGCUACCACAAGCCUGUGACGUCAUAUCAGGAAGCCUGUCAGAUCCCAGGAAUAGGAAAACGCAUGGCUGACAAAAUUGAGGAGAUAAUGGAGAGUGGGCACUUGCGGAAGCUGGAUUACAUUGGGGAGGCUGUGCCAGUAUUGGAGCUUUUCACCAACAUCUGGGGAGCUGGAGCAAAGACUGCUCAACUUUGGUACCAGCAGGGAUUUCGCACUUUGGAGGACGUUCGCACAAAAGCCCACCUGAGCAGCACUCAGAAAAUAGGACUGAAGCACUACGAGGACUUUUUGGACCGGAUGCCCAGGGAAGAAGCCCAAGCUAUAGAGAAAGUGGUGAGGGAUGCUACACUAACCAUAGACCCAGGCCUUGUGGCCAUGGCGUGCGGCUCCUACCGUCGGGGAAAAGCUACGUGUGGAGAUGUUGACGUGCUUAUAUCUCACCCUGAUGGCAAAUCUCACAAGGGGGUUUUCAGCAAAGUCUUACAGAUCCUCCGUGACAGCAGUUUUUUGACAGAUGACCUGGUGAGUCACGAAGAGAACGGAGAGCAAAAGAAAUACUUGGGUGUGUGCCGUUUGCCAGGGCCGAACCACCGCCACCGCAGGCUGGACAUCAUUGUAGUGCCUUACGACGAGUUUGCAUGUUCGCUCAUGUAUUUCACUGGGUCAGCGCACUUCAAUCGCUCAAUGAGAGCUCUUGCAAAGACAAAACAUAUGAGUUUGUCAGAGCACUCACUGAACAAAGAUGUGGUACGUCAAGGUAGCCUUAAGGUUCAUAGUGGCACUCCACUUCCCACACUGACAGAGAAGGAUGUUUUUAACCUUUUAGGGAUACCGUACAGAGAGCCUCCUGAAAGGGACUGGUGAAGAUUUGCAAAUCACAAUAUGUCUGAUUUUAAAGAAAAAUCAUGUUGGAGAUGAAUGAUGAAAUUGGAAUUAUACCCAAAUAACCACAUGAAUUUUAACUGGUCUUCUGAUCAUGUAAGAACUGUUUUUGACUUGAAUCCUUAAGUGAUAUUUAGAAAUUUAAAUGACCUUACCUUAAAUUUAAGGAAGUUAGGCAGUGUGCACCUUUUAAACUUCUCUUGCAACCACCAGUUCUUUACAGAAAGAACACUUUUAAAUCAGAACAAUAUUUCCAAAAUGUAUUAAACUGUCUUUUGAUUGUGA
Molecule: messenger RNA, 2124 nt
Organism: Melanotaenia boesemani (Boeseman's rainbowfish)
Lineage: Eukaryota; Metazoa; Chordata; Actinopteri; Atheriniformes; Melanotaeniidae
Gene: poll
Product: polymerase (DNA directed), lambda
Exons: 9
Coding region: 118-1821 (567 amino acids)
Biological process (GO): double-strand break repair via nonhomologous end joining
Cellular component (GO): nucleus
Molecular function (GO): DNA-directed DNA polymerase activity; DNA binding
Source: RefSeq, a predicted model, not a curated record